AUGCGGAAUGGUGAGGAAACCGCAGCUCUGCUCAACUCACAGUGGGGGCUCUCCCAGGUCCGGGCCUGUGCUUGCCCAGCACCAGCGGCUCUGCCGAAACCCCCCCAAAGAUUCACAACCGACGAGCGGACGCCAGCCUCCCCGCAUUCAGACGCCGUGGCCCUUCGGUGUCUCUGGUCCUCAGAGAAGACGCACAGCAGCUGUCUCUGCCCAGCUCCCGUGACCCUGCUCGUGAGAACCAGGCUUCUUCACGCGCCGGGAAGAGCACACACCGAAGUCACACCCACAGUGUCUGGGCUGUCUGAAGUGCCUACCUGA
Molecule: messenger RNA, 318 nt
Organism: Rangifer tarandus platyrhynchus (Svalbard reindeer)
Lineage: Eukaryota; Metazoa; Chordata; Mammalia; Artiodactyla; Cervidae
Source: the annotation of a GenBank genome assembly